Molecule: messenger RNA, 2781 nt
Organism: Fulvia fulva
Lineage: Eukaryota; Fungi; Ascomycota; Dothideomycetes; Mycosphaerellales; Mycosphaerellaceae
Exons: 4
Coding region: 1-2781 (926 amino acids)
Biological process (GO): endocytosis; plasma membrane tubulation; actin cortical patch localization
Cellular component (GO): mating projection tip; medial cortex; Rvs161p-Rvs167p complex
Molecular function (GO): lipid binding; protein binding
Source: RefSeq, a predicted model, not a curated record
AUGUCGUGGAGCGGCUUCAAGAAGAAUGUCGGCCGCGCGACAACGCAGGUCAUGAUGAAGACGGGUCAUGUCGAGAAGACGUCCGACCGCGAGUACGAAAUCGAAGAGCGACGAUACCGCACACUCGAAUCCGCUUCACUACGCCUACAGAAAGAAGCCAAGGGCUACCUCGACUCCCUCCGCGCCAUGACCGCCUCGCAAAUGCGCAUUGCGGAGACGAUCGAUGCGUUCUACGGCGACAGCGGCGCAACAGACGGCGUGAGCAGAAGUUACAAGCAGGCAGUCGAGGACCUGGAUGCCGAGACUGUCAAGGCGCUCGAUGGACCAUACAGGUGCGUCACCAGAGAGUAUCCCAAAUUACGGAAACAGUUCGAAAAGCGAUUCCCCCACGAGGACUUCAACAUCUUCAACGAUUACUUGAGCGAGGUGGAAGCCGAACUCAAUUGGAAGAGCAAGGAGAGAACAUUCAGCAGAAAUACCACACAUUAUGAGAUCCAAUCAUUCGACCAGGGGUCAGUUGAGCUCAUUGAUGUCAUCUACAGGACGACCGUUCUGGAACCCAUCAACCGCUUCUGUGCAUACUUUCCCGACAUCAACGAAUGCAUCAAGAAGCGGAACCACAAGAUGCUCGACUAUGAUGCGAUGCGAUCGAAAGUCAAAAAGCUAACCGAGAAGCCUGACAAGGACCCGGCAAAGCUGCCGCGGACAGAGAAGGAAACUGAAAUGGUAGGGAGCCCCUCUUCCUUUCUUGAUCUCUCCACCGAUCAUCUCAUACAUCACCUCAACGACGAUGCGUCGUUGAUGGUGCACUCACCGCCCAAAGUCCUGGAUGCGCUUCCUGCGAUCCAGCACCACCAGCUACGCGUGGCCAAACUGCGGACCGACGAGAAGAUGGCACUGGACAGUGUAGGUGCGCCGACCUCACCGAAGCCCGAGCGAACGUCGAGUCUGUUGAGACGUAUCAGCGUGGUCAAUGAUGCCUUCUGGGGCCGAACAGAAGCGCAGAAGCGUGUCACCGUUGCGGGACAACAAAGCCACUCUCCGCUCAGUCCUCUGGCUCUAGCUCGCCACUUCUCCUCACCGUCCCAACGCUCUCCCAUUGCGAUUAUGCCGGAUGUUGACGAGUCUUCUGUGAGUCUGGCGCCUGUAACCAGCCCAGUCAUGUUGGGCGGUGGUCUGAUCCCAGCGAUCUCGCCACACAGCACACACGUACCUGUCUCGAAGGACUCGUCAGACUCCACGCCGAGAGGGCCCACUCGUUCGUUCUCUGUCUUCAGACGCUCGUCGAAAGAGACGCCAACACGCAAUACCAGCAUGCCUAUCCAGGCAAUGAGCAGUCCUUCAGCUGAAGGUCUCGGCAUCUCUGGGUGCAGCAGCCCCUCAGAUAUCACACCGACACGUCUUUCAAGCAUGCCUUGGCAGAUCUUGGGCAAGGCUUCGAGCGGCAGUUCCGGGGAGUCUGUGCAUCCUCUUUUCAGACCAUCUCCAGAUGCUACCCCGACACGCUUUCCAGCCAUGCCUGGAUUCAUCUCGAAGAAAAAGUCGCCAUUGGGUAGUCCGGCGUCACUACUUGACACCCCAACCCGUUUCCGUGGUACGCCUGCUAGGAAGACAUUGGACGCUACACCAUCACGCUCGCUUCCGCCGCGAUUCGCGAGUUUUUCCGCCGCGAGCUCAGAUUCCGAGCCUGAGACCAUUCAAUCUCGUGCGUCUUGGCAGACAACGGACAGCGAGGUCUCUGAGGAUGAACGACGGGAUUCGCUCGAUCCGUACAGCAAGAACAGUGAUGCGGCAACGCUCGCCACUCUCACCUCACCAAACUACAACGACGAAGACAUCUCUCCCGUCCGUGAGAGAUGUAGCAUGAACCCUACGGUUGAGUCAGAUUGUGGUGAGUCCAUUGCUGAUACGGACUAUGGCAAGUCUUUCGCCGAAGACGAUGGCGAUGAGACUGUCACACAAAACAAUAAUUCCUUCAUCGAAAAUGAGUACGAUGAAGGUUUCACGCAAGUCGACAACUCUUUCGCAGAUGACGAGUACGAUCAGCGUGCCACACAGUCUGAUGAGGGCAACAGUACGCUCGUUGCAUCAUUCGACGAAGAGAGGCGUAGCAGUGAUACUUCCGACACGGCUGAUUCUUCGGAUCUGGACAUCGGCACCUUCAUCCAAGAACUGAGCAUCUCUACUCCUGGCAACCGCAAGAGCAAGAUGAUACCGCGGGAGCCCACUUCGAGCGAGCGCAGAGACAACAGCUCGUUCAUAGCAUUCCUCAAGGAAGGCCCACCAGGUCCACCAGGAAGUGCCAAGAAGCCAGAGAAGAAGUUCAAGGCACCGCCACCAGUUACCCUCCCACCUUCGUUUGGUCGGCCAUUCUCUGCGGCCUCGGCGUGCCCAGAACCACUUUUCUCUCCACCAUCCAAGAGCACUUUCUUCCGACCUUCAGAGUUGGAGGAUAUCAUGCAACCACUCAAGCAAGAAUUCGCAGAGAAACAGGCUAAUGAAUUGCAAAAGGCAAAAGUCGCAUACGAUCAGCUCAACGAGCAGCUCACGAACGAACUACCUCAGCUGAUCGACCUACGAGUACCAUACCUCGACCCGUCCUUCGAAGCGCUCGUUAAGAUUCAGCUGCGAUUCUGCGCUGAAGCAUACAGUCGAAUGGCGCAAGUACAGCAGUACCUCGCAGCCGAGACAAGAGAUCAGUAUGCAAGCGGCGACCUAGACGCACGGGUGGAGGACGUACUGGGACAGAUAAGAGAACUCAGCAUCGCAGGCACGGUUUAG